Molecule: messenger RNA, 1599 nt
Organism: Cimex lectularius (bed bug)
Lineage: Eukaryota; Metazoa; Arthropoda; Insecta; Hemiptera; Cimicidae
Gene: MICU3
Product: calcium uptake protein 3, mitochondrial
Exons: 11
Biological process (GO): mitochondrial calcium ion homeostasis; calcium import into the mitochondrion
Cellular component (GO): uniplex complex
Molecular function (GO): calcium ion binding
Source: RefSeq, a predicted model, not a curated record
UUUUAUCAAGUAACAAUUUUCUUUCAAGAUGCUCUAAUUACAAAUUACUGUAAAGGCAGACAGCAGCAGUAUAAUAAAACAGGGUCCGGCGUCAACAAAGAAGAAGAGCUUAAGGAGGUAAAGCUGACCUCAAGAGAAAGAAGAUUUCUGAAAUUCGCAUCAGCAGAAUAUGACGGGCAGAUUUACAUGACACCCAGAGAUUUUCUCGACUCCUUUAUACACCAAGAGCCUGACUUCAGAGACAAGAGAAGAAUUCUGUCGAGCAAAGAUCUGGAUUCGAUUAAGAAAGCUACGCCUAAACUUUCAAAAGGGUCUUCCAAAAUGUUCAGAUCUAUUAAGGAUAAAGGGAUAAUUUCAUAUACUGAAUACCUUUUUCUUCUUUCAAUUUUAACAAAGCCAUUGUCAGGAUUCAGGAUUGCCUUUAAUAUGUUUGAUACAGAUGGAAAUGAAAGAAUCGAUAAAAAUGAAUUUCUUGUCCUUAAGAAAAUUUUUGCAAACCAGAAAGUAAACGACAGAGGUGAUAAGAAAACAAUGGAAAAAAUAUUCAGCCAUGCCUGGAAGGACAAACGAGGCCUUGGAGACGAAGGUGACAUGCUAACCGUGCAGGGUUCAGCAACUGAAGACUAUGUUGACGAUGAGCAAGGUCUUCAGAGAAGGCACAAUGUCGAUACUACUUUGACAAUACAUUUCUUUGGAGACAAAGGGAAAGACGAACUACGCUAUGAGGGUUUCAGACAGUUCAUGGCAGACUUGCAAACAGAAGUUCUAGAGGUGGAAUUUGAUGAAUAUUCAAAAGGGAAAAAUACAAUAAGUGAAGUUGAUUUUGCAAAAAUUUUAUUAAGAUAUACAUAUUUAGAUGCAGAGUCUCAUGAAAUGCAUUUAGAGCGAUUGGUCACCCGUCUGAAAUCAAUGCCUGGCAUAUCAUUUGAGGAGUUCAAAGUCUUUUUCCAGUUUCUCAACAACCUCGAGGAUUUCGCCAUAGCAAUGAAGAUGUACACACUCGCCGAUCACCCUAUCUCAAAAGAGGAAUUCCACAGAGCGGUGAUGAUCUGCACAGGAACAACCCUAAGCAAGCAUUUGGUACAUACUGUUUUUGCGAUUUUCGACGAAGACGGUGACGGCCAACUCAGCUAUCGAGAAUUCAUUGCUAUAAUGAAAGACCGACUGCACAGAGGAUUUAAGCUUAAUACAAAAAGUGAGGGAUGGGAUGCCUUUAAAGUUUGCUUGAAGCAAGAAAUAAAAACACCUUCUUAAAUAAUUAUUGCAUUUCUUCUCUAGUCUAUAAAAUAAGUCCAUUAUUCUACCACAAUAUCUAAUCGAGUAGCCUUAAAAGCUAUAAAACCUAACUUUACAAAGAAAUAUAAUUAUACGCUUCUGAAUUAUCCUCCUAAAAAUCCUCAGUUUGUUUAGAUAUGCUUACAUUUCUAGGAAUGUUAUUAUUAUUAUUAUUAUUAUUAUGUUUUGUAUGUAUGCAUUUGUUGUUUAUUGCAUCAAAUAAUUACUAUAAUUAAUUUUAAUUGAAUUGCUUUCUUUUUUAUAAAGAAAGAAUAAAUGUUUGUGAUAUGAAUUUUUACCAUCUUGUCUUCGUUUUUGUUUUUU